Molecule: messenger RNA, 243 nt
Organism: Capsaspora owczarzaki ATCC 30864
Lineage: Eukaryota; Filasterea; Ministeriida; Capsasporidae
Exons: 3
Coding region: 1-243 (80 amino acids)
Biological process (GO): protein K11-linked ubiquitination
Cellular component (GO): anaphase-promoting complex
Source: RefSeq, a predicted model, not a curated record
AUGCAGGACUCGCGCUUUAGUAGCGUGCACAGGCCGCGUCGGAUUGUCGGAGUUGCCGAUGCCGCUUGGCGCAAUGACAAGCUGCCUGUCGAGCCAAUCCGAGUCCCACCACAGCACGAAGUGCAUGCAGACGACAUGCCAGAAACAAGCUUGGAAGUCCUUCGAGAACGAGAGCGCCAGUGGCACGACUUGGCCCUUCCCACCUUUGAAGCUUCGCUGUUGUCUCGCCAACUUCGGAGAUGA